AUGGCUACACAUCAACGCGCUAAACGAGCGCGAUCCAAUACUACUGGCGAUGCCCACAUCAAUGAGACAGCACCGCCACCAGAAGAGAUUUCCCGCCGCAUCAAGCACCUCAAUCCAGACACUGUCGACAAUAUUCUCACGCAAGCAGCGCAAAUCCAUCCCGACGUUAUGAGCAUGGUGGACGAUGCCAUUCGCGUCAUCCGGGAGAAAGAGCAAAAUCGCGUUCCCAGCUUCGACCAUUAUUCGAGUUCAGUCUGGAAAUCGAUUAAUGUCACUUAUCGCUCCAUGCGCGGUGGAGCACAGUACGAUAUCUCGUUCGAGGUGGCCCAGGAGGUCGUUGAUACCAUCAAAUUGAUCACGGAACAGUGUGGACCACUCACGAACCCUCGAACACGCUUCAAUGGGCUCUCUGUUCUACGCAAAAUUGGCAAGACAAUUGCUCUUUCUUCCAACGAUACAGUGGGCCAUGAAGUACAAAGCUAUUUCCAAUGGGAUACCUGUCUUGUGACAGGGAUGUUGGAAAUCCUCGAUUCUAUGACUGCGGAUGAAGUCCGAGCGAUCAGAGAGGACGAGUCGAGUCCAGAGGCAUUGUGGCCAAAGUUACAGGAAUUGGAAGAGCUGUCCCAUGAUUAUUGUAUUCAUCCUGGACUAGCAGACGUGUUGAAACGGGUGGACCCCGAUGGCUAUGAGGAUGAAGAAUGGGACGAAGAGGAAUAUGAAGCGGAAUAUGAAGAGGGCGAUGAAGAGGGAUACGAGGUCGAGGAGAACGAGGUCGAGGAGACCGACGAAGCACAGCCAUGA
Messenger RNA from Penicillium mononematosum, 801 nucleotides. RefSeq lists its product as uncharacterized. The record is from RefSeq and is a predicted model, not a curated record. The transcript has a single exon. The coding region runs from base 1 to 801 and encodes 266 amino acids. Lineage: Eukaryota; Fungi; Ascomycota; Eurotiomycetes; Eurotiales; Aspergillaceae.